Molecule: messenger RNA, 2136 nt
Organism: Lolium perenne
Lineage: Eukaryota; Viridiplantae; Streptophyta; Magnoliopsida; Poales; Poaceae
Product: phytyl ester synthase 1, chloroplastic-like
Cellular component (GO): membrane
Source: RefSeq, a predicted model, not a curated record
GUUUUGCAGCUCACUGCACCAAUGGCGACUCUUUCUCUCCAUAUGGUACACCCUCAGGUCUCUCUUUGCCGACAAGCGCAGCGAUGGCAGCAUGGUUCAUUCAGCUGCCAGUUCAGGCAUCCCGGAAGACUGCAAGCGAGCUACAGGGGGCUUGAGGCCAUGCAUGAUGAUGGGUAUGGGACAGUCAAGGACCUGGACUACUACUACCACGCACUUGGGGAGCUGGUGGAGCAUGACAGUGGGCCGCCCCGAUGGUUCUGCCCCGUCGAUGCUGGCUCGUCGGUCGAGGAUGCUCCACUCAUGCUGUAUUUGCCGGGGGUAGAUGGAAUGGGGAUGGGGCUCUGUAUGCACCAUAAGGCUCUUGGAAGGAUAUUUGAACUUAGAUGCAUGCACAUUCCUUUUCAUGACCGCACGCCAUUCGAAGAACUUGUCACUAUGGUAGAAGAUGUUGUUAGAGCAGAACAUUCCAUUUCUCCUAAUAAGCCCAUCUAUCUAUUGGGGAAUUCGUUUGGGGGAUGCUUAGCUCUAGCAGUUGCUGCCCGGCAUCCCCGUAUUAAUUUGAUACUGGUACUAGUCAAUCCAGCUACAUCAUAUGAGAGGUCAGACAUAAAAACCCUUCUGUCGGUUUUCAGCCCGUUGUCGGACCGCGCCUGCAUUGCAAUUACAGCUCUACUGAAUUACAACAUCGACAAUGAAGUGAACAUGGCACUCAGUAGAAUGAAAAGUGGCAAGCAUCCUUUAGAAGCACUCAGCAGAUUGACAAAUAACUUGUCAUCGUCCCUGAAGCAUUCGAACAUACUGGACAAACUACCAGAAGACACACUAAGAUGGAAAAUGAAUCUGAUCAAACGGGCUGCUUCAUAUGCUAAUUGCCGUGUACAAUCAGUUACAGCUGAGGUACUACUACUAGCCAGCGGCGCCGACAGGUUACUUCCAAGCAAAUCUGAAGCCGACAGGCUACAGAAGAAACUACCUAAAUGCAAAGUUUUCUUCUUUGAGAACCAUGGGCACAGCUUACUGUUGGAGCAUGGUGUUCAUGUCUCAUCCAUCAUUAAGUGUGCUGGUCUCUACCGCCACUCGAGCCGCUAUCACCGGGUUUUUGACUACAUCCCGCCAUCCACGACCGAGCUAAGGGAAGUCGACAAAGCUAGCAGCGACCUCACGUUCAGAACGUCUCCGGCAAUGUUCUCGACGAUGGAGGAUGGCACGGUGGUCCGUGGCCUCGCCGGGGUGCCCGAUGACGGGCCGGUGCUUCUGGUGGGCAACCACAUGCUGCUGGGGAUCGAGCUCAUCUCGCUUGCUGCGGAGUUCAUGCGGCAGAAGAAGGCCGUUGUCCGUGGGAUCGCGCACCCACUGCUGUUCCCGAACAAGGCAAGGACGUGGUCGGAGGGCCAUGACUUCUUUGACUUCCUAAUUCUGUGGGGAGGCGUGCCCAUGACCUACAAGUACAUAUACGAGUUGCUGGCUGCUGGGGAGUUCGUUCUACUAUACCCAGGUGGUUACAGGGAGGCACUCCACUGUAAGGGUGAAGAGCACAGGAUCUUUUGGCCAGACAGGACUGAAUUUGUUAGGAUGGCAGCGCAGUUCAAUGCCACAAUCGUGCCAUUUGGAGUCGUUGGAGAGGAUGAUCUAUUAAAUCUGCUUUGUACAUUCGACGACAUCAGGAGCGCACCCUUUGGCAAGGAAAUCAUGCGCGCCUACAGCAACCAUCUCAAGCUAAGGGAUGCUGAUCACGAGGUGAUAUUUCCAGGCGUAUAUCUGAAAAUCCCGGGCCGGUUCUACUACCGAUUUGGGAAACCUAUCCCGACGAAAGGAAGACAAGACGUCCUGACUGAUCGGCAUGCCGCAGCACGUCUCUACACGCACGUUAAAUCGGAGGUGGAAGGCAUAAUCUCGUAUCUGCUGGAGAAGAGGGAGGAGGACAAGUACAGGAAGCUCUUUCCGAGGCUCUUGUAUAAAGCUGCUCGGGGGGCCAACACUGAAGUUCCAGCGUUCGAUCCUUAAAAUAGUAGUGCCAGUGCUCAUACUCCACUACACUGAUUCUUAGAUGCAUUACGCCAGAGAUGUAUGGCUACGAACAUCGACAGGCGGUGAAGUAAAACGUAUACAUAUGGCUAAAUAUUAUGUCCUUGCUUG